AUGGGAGCUAGCUUAGGCACUUAUCGAGAUGAGCAUAAGGAAAGGGGUGCUAGUAUGGGGGUUGUCUUGGAAAUGACAACUAUGCGACACAUGAGCUACUUUUGGGUGAAAAAAAAACCAAUACGCAAAGACAAGAAGGCUACUGCAAGGUUGUUCGUGCGAGAGGGAUUGUCGGGAGGUGAUGGAGGUUAUGUUAUGGGGUUGUUCGGGUUAUGGUGUGAGAGAACACUGGAGUUGCAUGUGGGAGAGGGAUUGCUAGCGUGUGUUUUCUCCAUUGAGGAAAAGGCUAGCUAUAAGGAAGAGAACACCUGUUAUGUGGGGGUUGUUAUGGAGGUUAUGAGUGAGACAAGAGCUAGUAUGUGUAGGUGGAGAAAGUUGUAG
This is a messenger RNA of Dovyalis caffra, 381 nucleotides long. The record is from the annotation of a GenBank genome assembly. Lineage: Eukaryota; Viridiplantae; Streptophyta; Magnoliopsida; Malpighiales; Salicaceae.